Molecule: messenger RNA, 1041 nt
Organism: Vigna umbellata (rice bean)
Lineage: Eukaryota; Viridiplantae; Streptophyta; Magnoliopsida; Fabales; Fabaceae
Source: RefSeq, a predicted model, not a curated record
AUGGCUGCCUUGAAGAUAGAGAGGGAAGAAUGCCCCCAUCAUGGUGAACCCGUGAACGAAGAAGAGAAGAACUACCUUCUCAUCGCUACUUUGAUCAGCACAAGUCUUGUAUUUGCUUGCUACAUCGUUCUCAUGGUGAAGGAUCUUCCAUUCAACCAUUACUCAUGGCUUACAACUCAUAACUCAUUUGCAUGGAGGGGAAUGAAUUCAAGCAUCGGUUUUCCAAUUUUGGCCAUCAUGAACCAAGAAGAUUCCAUUACAGACCAACUCAAGAAUGGUGUAAGAGGAUUGAUGUUGGACAUGAGUGAUUAUAAAGAUGACGUUUGGCUAUGUCAAGGGAUGUGCUCUAGAUAUACAGCUUUUCAACCUGCCAUUCAUGUUCUAAAAGAGAUCAGGGCAUUCCUCGUAACACACCCAACACAAAUCAUCACCAUUUUCAUUGAGGAUCAUGUAACAUCGCCAAAUGGUGUGAAUAAAGUUUUUAAUGCAGCUGGGCUGAGGAAAUUUUGGUUUCCAGUGUCGAAAAUGCCCAAAAACGGUGGUGAUUGGCCAACAGUCAUAGAAAUGAUACGCAGGAAUCAUCGGUUAAUUGUGUUCACUUCAAAUGCAACUAAGGAGGAUUACCAAAGAAUUGCGUUUGUGUGGAAUUAUGUUGUCGAAAAUCAUUAUGGACAUGAUGGCAUGAAAGGAGGUUCUUGUUCAAAUCGAGCUGAAUCACUUCCAAUGAACACAACAACAAAGUCAUUGGUCUUAAUGAACUACUUUCGAAAUGUCAAAAAUUCUGAGGAAGCAUGUAGGGAUAACUCUUCUCCUUUGAUGACCAUGAUGAAUAUGUGCUUCACUGCUGCAGGUAAUCGAUGGCCUAAUUAUGUUGCUGUUGACUUUUACAAGAGAAGUGACGGUGGUGGAGCUCCUCAAGCAUUAGACGUGGCAAAUGAAAACUUGCUUCAGACAUAAACAAGCUCAUUGCAAUCAUCGUGGCAGGUAUAGGGAUACAACCAAUGAAUUGACUUAAGUUAUUUUUUUAUACAUGUGAUGAAG